AUGCUAGUAUAUGCAGCCUCCAUAAUCGCCCCACUUUUGUGCUUCCUUUAUUUCUUCUAUAGGAGACGAUGUUGCAAACAUCCUGUUUUAGUAGACUAUCCUAUCCUUGGCAUGCUACCAACAGUUCUUUUGAAUGUGUGGCGAGCGCAUGAUUGUUUCACUGAGAUAAUGAAACGAAAUGGGGGCACGGGGGAGUUCAAUGGACCUUGGUUUACCAACAUGAACUAUGUCGUCACUAUUGACCCCAUCAACGUGCACCACAUGAUGAGCAAGUGUUUCGACAACUACGUUAAGGGUACUGAGUUUCGUGAGAUUUUUGAUGCUUUUGGAGAUGGGAUAUUCGCUGCUGAUUCAGAGGGAUGGAAAUACAGUAGGUCUCUGUUCCAUUCUUUGUUUAAACAAAGAACCUUCGAGGUGUUUAUCGGGAAAACCAUUCAGAGAAAGAUGCAUGAAAGCCUUCUUCCAAUAUUGGAUCAUGCACAACAACAAGGGAAGGUGGUGGAUUUACAAGAUGUUUUCAAUAGGUUCACUUUCGAUAACAUAUGCUACAUAGUUUUAGGAUAUGAUCCUAAUUGUCUUUCUAUUGAUUUCCCUGAAGUUGCAAUCGAGAAGGCUUUUACCCAAAUAGAAGAGUCCAUAUUCUACCGACACGUGGUGCCAAGAAGUGUUUGGAAGUUAAUGAAAUGGUUUCAAAUUGGUGCAGAGAAGAAGAUGACAGAGGCAUGUAAAACCUUUGAUCAAUUCUUGUAUGCAUGUGUGGCAUCAAAGCGAGAAGAGCUAUGCAAGUCCUCCAAUGAAAAUAAUGAAGCUGAUCAUGUUGACUUCCUUACAUCUUUGAUGAAAGAACAAAAGGGACGAGCACAUGAUGACAAGUUUUUAAGGGAUGCUGUGUUCAAUAUUUUUGUAGCAGGAAGAGAUACCAUAACUUCAGCUCUCACAUGGUUCUUUUGGCUUGUUGCUACAAACCCAUUAGUGGAAUCCAAGAUUCUUGAAGAGAUCAAGGAUAUCUUUGGUGGUAAUGAAAAGAAGGUAGGGGAUAUAAGCGUGGAGAAGGUGAAAAAGCAAGUUUAUCUUCAUGGUGCUAUAUGUGAAGCAUUGAGGCUUUUUCCUCCAAUACCUUUUGAGCGCAAGCAAGCAAUAAAAGCUGAUACACUUCCUAGUGGACACAGUGUCAAUCCCAAUACAAUGAUAUUGUUAUCUUUGUAUGCAAUGGGGAGAUUAGAAGAUGUAUGGGGAAAGGAUUGUUUUGAGUUCAAGCCAGAAAGAUGGAUCUCAAAGAGAGGAGGCGUUGUUUAUGCACCAUCUUACAAAUUCAUUGCUUUUAACGCAGGACCCAGAACUUGUUUGGGCAAAGACGUGUCCUUCAUUCAGUUGAAGAUGGUGGCCACUGCUAUUUUGCUCAAUUAUCGAGUUCAAGUGGUAGAAGGUCAUCUUGCUACUCCUAGUUCUUCAAUUGUUCUCCUUAUGAAGGAUGGUUUGAAGGUUAGGAUAACAGGAAGGAGUCAGUUUGUCCUUAAUGAGGUGACUCAUGGCAUUAUGUCCUUUGUGCUAGAAAUAUAUCAAUUUGCAUCAGAAUAUGAUCACAAUAUGGCAAGACAUGUAUGGGAGAUGACAUGCAAUGAUCGCUAUCCAGACAUGUUGAAAAAGGCAAGGGCUAAAGCACUAGUGGUUGCAAACUCUACAAAUUUGACUGAUGCAAAGGGUCAUGGGCCUAAGGGAAUGAAAACUGAAGUUUGGGAUGGAUUAGUUGACAUCUGGUUGUCCCCUCAAUGGCAAAGGAAGUCAGAAGUUGCUCGGAGGAAUAGAGCCUCCAUGCCUAACGUUCAUGGCUUGGAUCACGACUUAGAGUUGUCAAAUGAUGGAUCAUUAACGUCUACAACCCCAACAUGUGCUACUUCCUCUUCUGUGUCUACUCCAUCACAAGUAGUCAUAGAUGCAGCUGUAAAUGCAGCAAUGACAUCUUUUGUUAGUACUCAGUUGGCACUGAUGUUGGAGGGAAUUUUAUCCCGGUACACUGGCCUUCAAGCUCCAAAUUUAACUCCAAUACCACCCCCUUGA
Molecule: messenger RNA, 2058 nt
Organism: Abrus precatorius (Indian licorice)
Lineage: Eukaryota; Viridiplantae; Streptophyta; Magnoliopsida; Fabales; Fabaceae
Product: alkane hydroxylase MAH1-like
Exons: 4
Coding region: 1-2058 (685 amino acids)
Molecular function (GO): heme binding; monooxygenase activity; iron ion binding
Source: RefSeq, a predicted model, not a curated record